AUGCCUUCAUCCGCGAGCGCUUCGAUGCUCUCGCACGCAAACACGAUGCAUUCCAUUGGUAACCAGAUAGGAUACAAGGUCCGCAACAUUGCCCAUCUUGGCCAGCCGACCAUUGACAUCGACGUGCACGGCAGCGAUGGUCGCAACGCUUUCCUAUCCAGUUUUUCGACCAUGGACACUGUCCAAGGAAAUGUCACCAUCACUGCGCCGUACGACACGCGCUUCAAUGAUGUCGACAUUGCCUUUGUCGGUAUAAGUCAAGUUUUUGUCGAUAGACUCACUACUACGCCUACCAUGACUGGGCGGACGGAAGCUGCACACCGGUUCUUGCUUCUCAGACAACCCAUGGAUGAGUCUGAUUUCCCUUCGCCAAGGGUUUUGGAAGCAGGAAAGUCGUACAAGUUCCCAUUUACCUUUACUAUUCCGUCCCAGCUCCUCCCAAAAGCAUGUACGCACAAAACUGUUUCAGACCAUGUCCGUAACACGCACUUGCAGCUCCCUCCAAGCUUGGGCGACCCAGAUCUUGCUGGCUUUGGCGGCACAUUGCUGGAUGAUUCCGCUCCGCAAAUGUCCAAGAUCACGUACGGCAUCAAGGUCAGGGUUGCCCACGCACGAGGCUCAGAGGGAAUAUCAAUACUAGCAGAGAAGAUGAAGAAGGUUCGCGUAAAGCCCGCCUUCGACGAACAAGCGCCCCUCAACGUCGAUAACAUGGACGAAUAUCGACCCCGACAGGAGAAGAAGGUCAAGAAAGGCCUAUUCAAGGGGAAAUUAGGGACUUUGAUAGCCAAGACCGUCCAACCAAAGCCCCUGGUAAUUCCAACCGCUCGCUCGACUGACAAGAAGCCAAUCACCACCAUGGCUAAGCUUGUCUUGCGCUUCGAUCCUGCAGACGAGAGCAAUACACCACCGAAGCUGGGCUCGCUAGCUACGAAAAUAAAGAUAUCGACUUACUUUGCCUCUGCUCCCAGACAGAACUUCCCAUCGCGGUCGGCUCUCGGUUCCGACCUGUCCCAAGGUUUUUACUCGGAGAACAUAAACCUCUCCAACCUCUGCAUUGCCUCUGCACAGUGGGAAAAGUUCGACUGUGCAUUCAAUCCCUCCACGGAGAAUCUAGUGCGCCGCGACUCCGGCAUCUCCGAUUGCUCCGCUAUGACUGACGUCGAAAAAGCCUUUGCAGCUGGCAUCCUACCCGCGUCGAAGGACUACAAGCAUGGCAGCUUCUACACUACCCAGAUUCUCGUACCCAUCACCCCCCCGAUGAACAAAAACUUCAUCCCAACCUUCCACUCCUGCCUAAUCUCCCGAACCUACACUCUCUCGCUGCAGUUUUCACUGAGUAGUGGUCCGAGCAUGCAUCUGAAGAUCCCGGUACAAAUUUGCGCGGAAGGUAGUGAUACUGGUAUCGAGAAUGCACGGGCAAGGAGCGUAGAAGAGACGGUGUUCAGAGAAGCUGCAGAUGUGUUCUUACCUCGGAGUGUCGCGCCUCCUUCUUUCGAUGGUCGUCGAAAUGGAAGUGUGGAAGUGAGAGACGAGCUACCGCCCGACUAUGCGGCUUUUGCGGCUCCGGCGGCCAGAUAUCACGCCCGGCUUCCUCUUGUCACAUAG
Molecule: messenger RNA, 1605 nt
Organism: Cucurbitaria berberidis CBS 394.84
Lineage: Eukaryota; Fungi; Ascomycota; Dothideomycetes; Pleosporales; Cucurbitariaceae
Product: arrestin
Exons: 2
Coding region: 1-1605 (534 amino acids)
Source: RefSeq, a predicted model, not a curated record